This is a messenger RNA of Ylistrum balloti, 1527 nucleotides long. Its product is annotated as neurotrypsin-like. The transcript has 8 exons. Gene Ontology annotation, biological process: proteolysis. The record is from RefSeq and is a predicted model, not a curated record. NCBI's taxonomy places the organism in Eukaryota, Metazoa, Mollusca, Bivalvia, Pectinida, Pectinidae. Gene Ontology annotation, molecular function: serine-type endopeptidase activity. The coding region runs from base 1 to 1527 and encodes 508 amino acids.
AUGUCUUCGAUAUCUUUGUUGGUCCUGCUCUGGUUGCCCUGUAUAGCAGCUAAUGCCGUAGACUUCCCGUUGGAGCUUUGCCCCUACCUGCCUGGUGAAUGUCGGGAGGAAUGUGCCUUUAAGUUUGUCCACAAAUGGGGUAUUCCUCUCUGUGCCGCUGAAGGCUACCAUUGCUGUGCCCCGGACUAUUUAGUAAAACAAAUGGAAGAAUUGAAGAAAACCACUACGGAAGCAUUACCGUCUACAACACCUUCUACCACAACUACUACCACAACUACCACAACACCAGCUCCAACCACCACACCCACAACCACCUUAAGACCAAGCACGACCACCAUCACAAUGGCGGACGUUGUGAUCACUUCAACAGCAACUCCAGAACAGGCAUUACCGGACCUUCCACAAGGCAAUCAACCAUUCAUCCCGCAGCUUCCCCUAGAGGAAGAACGUCCGGACCAAGAGAUGCCCUUUCAGAAUCAAGAACUUCCCUUGGGUGAUCAGCCACAAGAGCCGGCUUAUGACCUCCCAAAUACUAUCAACACAGGGUCAGAUUGUGGACAACCAUUUUUCAAUCAACGAGUGAAGAGGAUUAUAGGUGGUAGUGUAACAAAGCGAGGAGCUUGGCCUUGGCAAGUUGCCUUCCGGUAUAUGAGUGGUGCUUAUCUCUGUGGUGGAGCCCUUAUCAACGACCGCUGGGUAGUAACUGCGGCUCAUUGUUUUAAACGGCAGUUUAACACAGCAGCCCAUUGGAGAGUCAGUGUUGGGAUCCAUGAUAUUGCCGGAAAAGAUCUUCACAGAAAGGAUAUAGCAAUCAAACGAAUUAUCAAGCAUCCAUUCUACCGAAAGGAUUCUGAAGGUAUGGCGUUAAACAAAACACUUCCUUCCCAUCACCACUAUCGACAUGAUAUCGCCUUGGUUGAGCUGGCAGAAGCAGUUGAUAUGAACUCGCCUUAUACUCGGCCGAUAUGUCUUCCGACUCACGGGAAUCCUCGUUUUCCUCCUACUAAUGAAAUCAACAAACGGCUGGAGGAGGAGUUAGUAAGGGAAACAGAAGACGAGUUGUUGAGGGAAGAAGCUGUAAGGGAGGCUUUACCGGAGUUCACCCAAUAUAUGUGGAGGAACCGAAGGGACGCUGAUUUGGAAAAUGUUGAUGCAGAUAAUCAUAUAAGUCUUUAUGACGUAGAGCGCUUUGGAGAGUGCUACAUCACAGGAUGGGGAGACACGAAGGGUACUGGGGAGGUGACAAAGUUGCAACAGGUCCGCGGUCACGUCAGCAGUGCUGAUGAGUGCAGUAAAUAUUGGAAACGAGAGAUUGAUGAUGAUAUGAUCUGCUUCGGAGAUGGAACAAAAGGACCAUGUUUGGGCGAUUCUGGUAGUCCAAUGUCGUGCAAAUACAAGGGUCGCUUCUACGUGGUUGGCGUGGUGUCCUGGGGGUCAGAUGACUGUAACCGGAAGGGAUAUCCUAGUGUUCUCACUCGAAUGACAUCUUACCACGAUUGGAUAAGGGAGAUUAUCUCGGAAGGUUGA